AUGGCGGCCACUGCGAAUGGACACACGAACGGCGUCAACGGUCACGCAGAGUCCGGCGGCUUCACGCGAUUCGCCGAUGUACCGGAUGUCAUUGAUAUCCCCGUUGGCACAGAUGGAGAGGUGGUCGACUUGAACCUGGAGGAAACACCCGAGGAUCCAUCAGAGCUGUGCGAUCUGCUCGAGAGUGAGAAUGCGGCGCGCAACUACUGGGUCACUAUCGCGCUCGCCUAUGUCAAGCAGGAUAGGUCAGAUGCGGCAGUCGAGAUUCUCAAACGAGCUCUGGAGGUGCGACAACAGGGACGAUCCGACGAGCGCCUCAGCAUUCUGGUAUGCCUUUGCUGGUUAUACCUCUGGAAGUGUCGCAAAGCUUCUCGUGUGCAGUCGACCCAGGACACCACACGCGAUGACCGGACGAAGGACCACUGGCUUAAAGCAGCCACGAGCACCCUAAACGAUGCAUCGCGAUUGAACCCAUCAUACCCUCCGCUGAUCUUGGUGCGAGGCGCACUCAACAUCCUGCGCGCAUCACUCCAGCAGGUCCAGGGGGAGAGGGUGGAGACAUUGAAGCAGGCCACGAGAAACUUCGAGGAUGCGUACAAAGCCUCCAAUGCAAAGAACCUGAUGGCCAUCAUGGGCAAGGCCAAGGUGCAAUACUCUCACGGCAAAUAUGCAGAGGCGUAUACUCUGUACCAGCAGGUGCUGGAGCGCGCGCCAGAGCUGAUCGACCCUGACCCUCGCAUCGGCAUUGGCUGCUGUCUGUGGCAGCUCGGACACAAGGAGAACGCGAAGGAGGCAUGGCAGCGCGCAUUGGCACUGAGCGAGGACUCGUCGAUCGCAAAUAUCAUGCUUGGCCUGCAUUAUCUGGACGAAAGCAAUCAUCUUAGUACCAGCGAUCCAGAGUUCGUGAAGAUCUACACGAAAGCCAUGACCGGAUACACACAAACAGCGUUCAAGAAGAACGGCUGGAAUGCCUUGGCAUGUGUGACCUUUGGAGGCUUCUUCCUUCUCCGCAAGAACUAUGCACAUGUUGAGCGGCUGGCAAGAAGAGCCAUCGAGCAAACGGAUUUGAACGCUAUUGCUAGCGAUGGCUGGUAUCUGCUUGCGAGGAUGGAACAUUAUCAAGGCGAUCUAGCGAAGGCGCAAGAUUACUACGGCAAAGCUGACCAAGCCCGUGGUGGUGACGAGAGAGGAUACUUGCCAGCAAAGUUUGGAGUUGCGCAACUCAAGACUCUGAUGCAAGAUUUCGACGGCGCGAAGUUCCGACUGGAGAAGAUCAUCACGACAAGCAAGAGCGUGGAAGCCAUGACACUGUUGGGUAUACUGCACGCAGAAGAUGUAUUCACGGCACAAGCCUCUGGCUCGAAAGAUGACAAGAGCGAUUCGCGAAAGAAAGCUGUUGCUCUUCUGGAGCAGGUACGCAUCGCGUGGAAAGAUGCGAAGAGGAAGAUCACACCAGACUCUAGCGUUUUGCUCAACUUGGCAAGACUGUACGAGUCGGACCAGCCGGAGAAAGCACUUGCUUGUUUGCAACAAGUCGAACAAAUGGAGAUGGAUGAGAUCUCGGAGGAAGAUCUUCCAGAAGAGCUGGAAGACGAAGAUGCAAUCCGUGAAGCCAAGCGGAAUAUGCUGAGCCCACAGCUUCUCAACAACAUCGCUUGCUUCUACUUCCAAGCAGACAAGCACUCCAUCGCAAGGGCGUACUUCCAGUCGGCGCUCAACUCUAGUGUGUCCAUCCAGCACAGAGACGAGUCAGUGGACACGGAUGCCCUGGUGUCGACCGUCAGCUACAACCUAGCUCGCACAUAUGAGGCAGCGGGUAUAGAAGAGGAAGCACAGAAAGUCUACACUAGCCUGCUGUCACGGCACCCCGACUACGUCGAUGCUAACACUCGCACGGCAUACCUCACGCUCCAGACUGAUCAAGAGAAGGGCGCCCAGGCGAUCAAGGCGUUGCUUGAGGCAGAUCCGUCUAACCUCGAGAUUCGUGCACUGUACGGCUGGUACCUCAAUAAGAACAAGAAGCGCACUCUGCAGCUCUCAGAGGACCAGGAGCAGCGUCACUACAAGCACACUCUGAUGACCUACGACAAGCAUGACAUCUACUCGCUGACAGGCAUGGGCAACCUGAACAUGGCAGUUGCGCGAGAGCUGCCCAGGGACACAGAUCAGCACAAGGAGCGCCGGACGAAGACCUACAUGCGAGCCGUUGAGUUCUUCGACAAAGUCUUGAUGCUGGAUCCGAAGAAUGCAUACGCUGCACAAGGCAUGGGCAUUGCCAUGGCAGAGGACAAGAAAGACACCAGCGCCGCCGUCAAGAUCUUCACUCAGCUUCGCGAGAGUAUCAAGGAUGCAUCUGUGCACAUCAACCUUGGCCAUGUCUUCUGCGAGCUCAAACAAUACAGUAAAUCCAUCGAGAACUAUGAGCUUGCGCUUCAAAAGUCAAGGCAGAAGGACCCUCAGAUCAUGGCUUGCCUCGGACGUGCUUGGCUACUACGCGGACGUGCAGAGCGAAAUCUCGAGCAUUUCCAGAUGAGCUUGGAUCUGUCGAAGCAAGCUUUGGAAACAGCUCCUGAUAACAUCAACUUCAGGUUCAACGUGGCUUUUGCGCAACAGACGCUCGCACAACAGAUGAUAUCACAGCCAGAGGCGAACAAGACACUAGAGGACGUGGAGAAGUCCAGCAAGGAUCUUGACAUCGCCAUCGAAUCGUUCCUCGAGAUCGCCAAGAGUCCGAAUCCACCCUUUCCUCGAGGCGAUAUCGAGCAGCGUGCUAAUAUGGGUCGCAAUACAAUGAAGCGCCAGUUAGCAUCGGCCAUCGAGCGGCAGGCAGAGUAUGAGCGCAAGAACGCGACGCGGAUCGAGGAAGCGCGCAAAAUGCGCGAAGAACAGGUUCGAAAACGCGAGGAAGAGAAGCGAGCUGCGCUCGAAAAGGCCGAAGAGCAGAAGCGUAAGAUUGAGGAGGAGCGUAGGCGCAUGAAGGAGGAGGAUGAUGCUCUGAUCGCGAAGAAGAUCGAAGAAGAGAAGGCUCGUGAAGAAGCCGACUACACGACGGAUGAGGACGGUAACCGCAAGAAGCGUGAGAAGAAGCCGAGGGAGAAGCGACAAAAGCGCAAGAAGAAGAACGAGGACACUGAUACUGAAGGUGAUGGUCUUGCGGACGGCACCGGCGACGAACGACCCAAGAAGAGCAAGAGCCGCCCUCGUUCUAGAGCCACGAGCACUCCUGCUAGUGAUGGUGAGCCGCGGCAGAAGAAGAAGAGGAGGCUCGAGCGCAAGGGUACUGCGGUGAAGAGUUCCAAGUACAAGAGCACGGAAAUGGUCGAGGAUUCUGAUGAGGACGAUGAUGCUGGCAUUCAGCCUGCAACGCAACGAUCUGAACAGGAAGAAACGCCAGCCGCCGAGACUCCAGCUCCUACCAGCACGCCCGGCGCACCAGACGAUAACAUGGAUGAUGAUGAUGAUGAUGAUGAUGAUGAGGAGGAGGAGGAGGAAGCUGCCGUGUCUCGACCUUCAAGACGGAACAAGCCAGCUCGUGUGCUCGAUGACGAUGACGAGGAUGAAGAGGCUCCUGCUGCCAACGGCGACACUUCGAUGGUCGACGAGACUGUAGGGGCUGCUGGGGACUCAGACCAUGGAGGUGACUAG
Molecule: messenger RNA, 3645 nt
Organism: Fulvia fulva
Lineage: Eukaryota; Fungi; Ascomycota; Dothideomycetes; Mycosphaerellales; Mycosphaerellaceae
Product: Tetratricopeptide repeat protein 1
Exons: 1
Coding region: 1-3645 (1214 amino acids)
Biological process (GO): regulation of DNA-templated transcription
Cellular component (GO): Cdc73/Paf1 complex
Molecular function (GO): RNA polymerase II complex binding
Source: RefSeq, a predicted model, not a curated record